GCACUUUUUAAAAGUCAAUUUCGCGGAAUAAACGCUCUCCUGCGCAGAUCAUGUUUUGUUUUCAUUACCUGUGUGCCUACUGGUUUGCCCGUUAGAAUUUUAGUGGGAGACAGGCAUUGGGCAUUGGACACUGACGUCACAUUUCCGAAUGAGACGAUUGUGCUUAGGGAGGGGGCCCUAUUAGCCUUCCUCACUCCUACGAAGUAUCAUAGAUGCAGAGGAUCACAGGAUUACUCUACUCUGUGAAGGCAAUCGCAACAAAACGUUUUCAACCGAAUUUAUACAGAAAGUGUGGUCUAUUUCUAACUGCUUCGGUAAUGACCUCUGAAUCGGAUAGUUCAGUGGAUGACUAUAAAUAUGCUUUCGAACAAUAUUAUCACACAGCUUCAUCAGGUGGAUUUGCGAUGCAUACUUUUUCAUCUCCCACUCUGAUCAAUAUUCGACGAUAUUCCCACAAUAAAGAUGAAUUCCGUUAUCGAAUUUAUUUUAUUUCCUAUCCUUUGACUAUUUCUCAUCCUGGAAGUAAACCGACAUUGUUUUGUGCUGAUGUUAGUCAACAACCGUUGAAAAAUGAUGAACUGACUUGGCACUCGCUACUGCCGACUGAAUUUGUUCAUGGCAAAAACCCACUUGCUUUGGCUGACUUCCUCUUACACGAACGUAUGCGUGUUUCUGUAGCUGGUGUAACAAAUUUUUGUCUAUCUGAAUGUGGUAAAUUAAUUGUUUGUGCAUCAAGUCAAAUAUACAGUGCUUAUGAUAAAAUUUCUUCAGAGCCUGACGAAUUACUUGAACCUGUUGUUGAAGCUCCAUUAACCAGUGCAAUUCAACCAGUGAUUUGUCCAUUGAAUUCAGAUAUUGUUGUUUGUUUAUCUAAUGAAAAUAUUUUUAUUGGACAUACACCAACAAAUAAAUGGACACGAGUAACACACUAUUCAAGUGAUAGCGGUUUAUCCGCUGGUACUCCAGCAUUUGUUAUUCAAGAAGAAUUUGAUCGAUAUAUGGGUUAUUGGUGGCGACCAACAAUGAAUAAUGGUUAUUAUCAAUUAUUAUAUGAAGAAGUCGAUGAAAGCAACGUCUCUGUAACAAAAUUAUUCCAUAGUGAAUAUGGUGGAGGUUGGGAAAAUCAACAUUAUCCAACUGCAGGUACUGAAAAUGCUCGGAGCGACUUGAAACUCUGUCAGUUCCAGUUGGAUUCAACUGGUAAAAUGUGCAAUAUACAAAUUCUUUCACUUCCUAUGCCUUUAAAACAAUAUAUACCUCAAUUUGAAUAUCUUGUACGAGUUGGUUGGACACCUGAUGGAAAUUAUGUCUGGUGUCAGCUGAUCACUCGUUUACAACAACGUCUUUCAUUGAUUUUAAUUCCAGUAGAUAACUUUUGUUCAAUAUCCAAUGUGAUUGUCAAUGAUCAUGGAGCAGUUGCUUCUGCUGCCCCAGCUGCUUCUCCCGCCACUUCCAUCAACACAUCUUCAUUCCUGUCAUCAAUAUCACCGUGUAUAGAAUUAAUUACUGAAGAAGAACCGAAAUAUUGGGUUAAGGUUCAUGAUUUCUUAACCUUCUUGACGAAUUCAUGGCAUCCUGUGACAGGAAAUUGUUCAAAUAAUAAUAAUAAUGAAGUCACCUUCAAAGGCGGAGAGAAUUGUACAUUUAUAUGGGCUUCUCAUAGAUCAGGUUAUACCCAUUUAUAUCUUGUACAGUGUUCAUGGUCUAAGGAUAAAUUGUCCACGAUACACCAUAAUAAUGCUAGUACCUCUGCGAACGUUGAUAAUAAUAAUAAUAAUAGUGAACAGUCUGCAGUUCUUAUCAAAGCUGAACAUGUUUAUAUCAGUCAGUUAACUAAUGGUAGUUGGGAAGUUACUGGAAAUAAGAUAUGGUUAGACGAAAAUAACCAGUUGGUUUAUUUCGAAGCGAAUAAAGAACACCCUAUUCUCAGAAAUAUAUAUUGUGUCAGUUAUGCAAAUGAAGAUCGUGGUUGUCUAUCCUGCUUGACCGCUCAACUUUCAUUGACUACUAAUAAUUCUACAGAAGUAGAAACUGUUGAAGAUGAACACAUUUCAUCACUCUCAUCAUCAUUACCAUCAUCCAUGCCUGUAAAUAUAAAUCAAUCAAAUAUUUUAGAUCCAUACUUUUCUGAUGCUAAAUCCCACCUGAAGCCUUAUCCAUUAUCCUAUGAAGUGAGUGCAUUCAAUCCAAACUAUGGUAUUAUGAUAAUUGAAUCAAGUAGUUUAGAUAAAUUAAUUGGUAUUCAAGUUUGCCGUAUUACGAUGAUGAGGAUGAUGAAUAAUAGUGAUCAUGAGAAUCGUCAACAUAAACCUAUUCUACAACAUAUUGGAUGGUUACGUAAACAUGUGUCUCAUUACAAUGCCUACAAUGGUUUUCAACCGACUAAUCCACCUAUGAUACUUCGAUGUGAUAUAUUUAAUAAUUUAGACAUGAAUAAUAACAAAUUAUCAGUAGUAUCGUCAAAUUAUGUGGAAUUUAAUGAUCCACAGUCAAUUCUCUAUGGACAAUUAUUUAUACCAAAUUAUAAUCAUAGUCGAUUAAUGAAUGGUUAUCCAACUGUACAUUUUGUCUAUGGUGGUCCUGGAAUCCAGCUAGUUCGUGGUAGUUAUUCGAGAUCAGUAUUCGCCCACGCUCAAUUAUUCUGUCAUUAUGGUUAUGCGGUGUUUUUGUGUGAUUGUCGUGGUUCUGCAAAUCGUGGUAUUCACUUUGACGGUUAUAUUAAAAAUCGUAUGGGUCAGGUAGAACUUGACGAUCAUGUCGCCUUUCUAAAAUAUGCUGCGAAAGCCACUGGUUUAAUUGAUCUUUCACGUGUUGCAAUUAUGGGCUAUUCAUUUGGUGGUUAUAUGUCUCUGAUGGCUGCAGUAAGAUAUCAUCAUGUAUAUAGAGCAGCUAUUGCUGUGUCACCAGUUGUUGACUGGGCACUGUAUGAUUCAGCGUACACCGAACGAUAUAUUGGUCUACCCGAGGAUAAUCCAGACGCUUAUAAGAAAGGUAAUGUAAUGCAGUAUGUAUCGAAUAUGCCGUCAAAUGAUGAAUAUCGUUUGUACAUAUUUCAUGGCGGUCAAGAUGAAAAUGUCCACUUUGUGCAUACAUCAUCAUUGAUUGAAAAACUGAAAGCUGCUGGUAAACCGCAUCAUUUUCAGUUCUAUCCAAAUUCUCGACACCGUUUAAAUCAUCAAAGUCAUUUAGAAGCGAUAGUUUUAAUAUUUCUUGAAGAUAAACUAUCUAACACGCCUACGUCUACUACCACCACGACCACCAGUAUACCAAGCUAUAAGCUGAAAUGAACAGCGAAAUGGAACGAACGAACGGUGUAAAUCGCCUGUAGCCUAUCUAAUUCUCAACUAGCUAACUUACUAACUGUACUUCAACUAAAUCUGGGUUCGAACAGCAAUGUUGUCUGCAAUAUAUGGAAGCACGCUAUAACGCUGCUCUUAAUCCUGCUACAACGAGUACUACAACAACAACAACAACAAUAAACUGCUACGCUUCAGUGUGUGCUUUUCGUCUCGACGUAUUCAGCUGAAAUCGCCUUUAAUGCCUUUCCAAUGUUAUUCUUGUUAUUAUUAUUAUUAUUACUAUUUUAGUUGUAUCUCUUAACAGAUGACAUAGUAGGGCAUCAGUUUAUGAACCGUUAUGAAUCAAUAACAGAAAUCUUGAUAUAUGUGUACAUUAAUAACAGUUAUCCUCUUUUUCUUCUUCUGCUUGUUUUCAUUCUUUUCUCUUAUACUCGAAAGAUGAUACACUUAGACAAACUUUGACCUACCUCUUAUUUUCUAGUAGUAUUAGUAGUUAACUUAUUUAUAUACUACUCACAUUCAGCUGUGUUUUCCAACACUUUCUAGUGUAUAUUUAUUAGCUGAUAAAGUUGAACAUUUAUUACUACUCAACUUAUUGAUUUAUCCAUUUAUUUAUUUAUUUAUUUACUAAUUGACGUAUUUACUGUAUUAUGCUGCAAGCAAUGUGAAUGUUAUGAAUUAUAUGAGAUGAUGACCGCUACUCCCUCUCUCUCUCUUUCUGUCUCUCUUCGUGUUCUUCUCUCUAUUUCGUUGCCUUCCGUAUGUGUUGCACAUAAAGGCUCUAAGCUUUGUUUAUUGGUUUUAGUAGUCAUCACGUUGUUUGUCUCUUUGUCUGUGUGUUUUCGACAUAGAACUUUGCAC
Messenger RNA from Trichobilharzia regenti, 4160 nucleotides. The record is from the annotation of a GenBank genome assembly. Lineage: Eukaryota; Metazoa; Platyhelminthes; Trematoda; Strigeidida; Schistosomatidae.